Messenger RNA from Saccharomyces mikatae IFO 1815, 369 nucleotides. It is a transcript of the gene CNL1, whose product is annotated as Cnl1p. Gene Ontology annotation, cellular component: BLOC-1 complex. The record is from RefSeq and is a predicted model, not a curated record. The transcript has a single exon. The coding region runs from base 1 to 369 and encodes 122 amino acids. Gene Ontology annotation, biological process: endosome organization. NCBI's taxonomy places the organism in Eukaryota, Fungi, Ascomycota, Saccharomycetes, Saccharomycetales, Saccharomycetaceae.
AUGCAAGACAACUCAAGUCAUUCCAGAGAGUCAGUUUCAACUCGUGAUGAUCCUCUUGGAAUUGACAAGUUGACAAUCGAUUACGAUUACCUACUUUAUAAAAUAAAAGACUAUGUACAAAGUAUACAGUUGGAUACCACAGAGCUAUGUAAAAAGCAAAAUGAAGUGAUGGUGAAUGGCAUUAUCGAAAAUACUAUAGAUAAGAAUAUUUCGAAGUUCAAGCAACUUCUUGAAAAAUGCGAUGCUUUAGAAAAUCAUUAUGAGAUGUUAAAUCAAUUGGCAAUGAUAACGGAUACUUUCAAGGAGAGGAUUGCAGAGGCCGUGAAUGAUUAUAAUGAAUUGAAAAAGGACGCUAAUAAACCUGAAUAG